Molecule: messenger RNA, 1002 nt
Organism: Nezara viridula (southern green stink bug)
Lineage: Eukaryota; Metazoa; Arthropoda; Insecta; Hemiptera; Pentatomidae
Source: the annotation of a GenBank genome assembly
AUGAAAAUAACAUCAAUAUUUUUUCUCACAUUAUUGCUGGCGUUGUCGGCGUUUUCCUUGCCUUUUGACCAAAAUGAGGACGAUGAAUGGAACGCUUACAAGAGUAAAUAUGGGAAAAAUUACACAACAAAGGAGGAAGACCAGUUAAGGAAAAAUAUAUAUUUUGAUAAUAAGCUCCGCAUCGUAAAACAUAAUGCUUUGCAUGCUAACGGUAUUAAGACAUACAAACUAGGAAUAAAUAAAUUUGCAGAUUUGACUUCUACAGAGUUCAGAAAGUUUAUGAAGGGUUACAAAGGAGAGAAAAAAGUAAUAGGUGAGCUUUACACUCCCCCAUCAAACGAAAAUUUGCCAAGCAGUGUGGAUUGGAGACAAAAAGGUGCAGUCACACCUAUCAAGAAUCAAGGACAGUGUGGUUCCUGUUGGGCGUUCUCUACUACUGGCUCCAUCGAAGGUCAACAUUUCUUGAAAACUGGAAAACUUGUAUCCCUUAGUGAACAGAACUUGAUGGAUUGCUCCACAGCAGAAGGAAACGAAUCAUGUGGUGGCGGCUGGAUGGAUCAGGCUUUUGAAUAUGUUAAGAAAAAUAAUGGAAUCGACACUGAAAAAACCUAUCCCUACAAAGCAGAGGACAGCUCAACGUGUAAAUUUAAUAAGGCGAAUGUUGGAGCCACGAUCACUGGAUACAAAGAUAUUGAGAGUGGCAGUGAGUCAGCUCUACAAUCAGCAGUAGCCAACGUUGGACCAAUAUCUGUGGCAAUUGAUGCCAGCUCCUUUGAUUUCCAGCUCUACUCCUCAGGAGUCUACUAUGAGGAAGAUUGCAGUUCUGAAGAUCUGGAUCAUGGUGUCCUCGCAGUUGGUUACGGUUCCGAUAACGGCAAAGACUACUGGCUGGUGAAGAACUCCUGGGGUGAAGAUUGGGGUAUCGAUGGCUACAUCAAAAUGACAAGAAACAAGAAAAACAACUGUGGCAUUGCUACAAAGGCUAGCUACCCAUUGGUCUAA